Messenger RNA from Nicotiana tabacum (common tobacco), 1326 nucleotides. NCBI's taxonomy places the organism in Eukaryota, Viridiplantae, Streptophyta, Magnoliopsida, Solanales, Solanaceae. The record is from RefSeq and is a predicted model, not a curated record.
UUAAAGGAAGAAAAAGUUGUUGGCAGAGACAUAGGAAAACAUGUCGAAGGUGGUGGUUAUUUCCACCAUAAUCACCGCCUUCGUCUUUCUCGUAAUACCAUUAAUCGUCCAAUUAAAAUUAAAUGAGAAUGCAUAUUACACCCCUCGUGGGUUAAGCAGACGAUUAGGCCUCAAGACUCGUGACCCAAUAUUUGAUCCCCUUGUUGCCGAAUUGGAGCAACGUCAGCCCAAAGGAAAUAAAGAAGACCAGUCUAGUCGUAGAUCGCAUAAUAAUUAUAAGGAGGAGGACGAUCAAUAUUUUGACUAUGAUGGGAGGUUAAAAACUAGCUUAAGAUUAAUGGUUUUGUUCCCUAUUUUGGAUGUUGCACCAAAAGAUGGUUUCAUUGAGUAUAAGGAGUUGGAAGCUUGGAAUACGCAACAAGCCAUUGAUCGUCUGCAUUAUAGAACUCGGAGAGAAUUGGAGUACUUUCGAGACAAUAAUGGAGAUGGAGCUAUUUCUUUCUCUGAAUAUUUGCCUCACUUUACCAAUGAAGACAUAGAGAGAAAUGAAACCAGCCAUGGAGAAGCAGGAUGGUGGAUGGAACAAUUCAGAAAUGCUGAUGCUGAUCGAAACGGGACUCUAAACUUAUAUGAAUUUAGAGAUUUUUUGCACCCUGAAGAUAGCAGGAACGAAAAUAUACAAAGGUGGCUGUUGCGAGAAAAAAUCAGGCAGAUGGACGUAAACAGGGAUCAUAAGCUAAAUCGGUUGGAAUUUAGUAACGGUGCUUACAACAUCUAUAAGACUUACCUGGAAUAUGAAUCUCGGGGAACCAAUAUUCCAACACCACUUGAAGCAUUCGCCAAGCUUGACGUCGAUAGUGACAAAUUCCUGAGAGAGGAGGAAUUGAAACCAAUUCUGCACUACUUGUGCCCUGGAGAACUCUCCUACGCUAAAGUCUACACCACAUAUUUGAUUCGAGAGGCUGAUGAUAACCAAGAUGGUAAAUUAUCAUUGGAUGAAAUACUCAAUCAUGAAAGUAUUUUCUACAGUACCAUCUAUGACAAUGGUAGGAAUGAAGAUCUUUACCACGACGAACUUUAAAUUGUGGUACGUCACUCAAUAUGCCAUGGGAUCAAUGAAGUUUUGUACGUAGCACAUGCAUAGGUCGAUCCAACACUCAGAUAACAAAACCCAAUAUUGGGCUCUUCUUUUCCUUUCUUAUCUUAGGCUUUCUAUUCCUUGUCAUAUCAUCCGCAACAACCUCUUUACAUUUUGAUUUUGAGUAACAGUACUCCAUUCUCUUGCACCUAAAUGAAAUACUACUUCCAUCUUUUCUUUUCUUACUU